ACUGCAAAAUGAACUACUUUCAUCAAAAUAAAUUGAGAAAGUUGCGCUGUCGUCCGUCUUCCAAUCUUCUUUCCUUUUUUCAAUCAUAGCACAUCUUCAUUUUCAACUUUACCCCUUUAUGUGUUUCUUUUAAAAUCGCAACCCCCAUGCACACCCUCUGGAGGCCUCCCAGUGUGUCCCAGGCGGUUUCGUUCAUACCGGAGCGAGCAGGCAGUGUACGGGACCUCCCUGUCUCUCCAGCCGUAACCCGGCUUCCUGUGUCACCUGGAGACCAUGAGUACACACCUAACACUCCCCCAUCACCAGCUUCUGCAGCAGAUAAGGACUCUAACAUCAGUCAGGACUCAUGGGGACAGGAGACUAGGAACCAGUCGUCUGGAGGACCGCUAGAAACAGUCGCAGCGUCUUGCUGCUGUGUUGACCUACUUUAGGAUUCCUCUCCAUCCAACACGACUACUUGUGUACGGGUGUUGAGCACUUCGGUCAACAUAGGAGAGCGAACUUGACCGUGAACUGGACUUAGGAAGGCCAUCUUCAACCACAAACCGACACGGAAAGACUGAACACCAAGGAAGUUAGGAGUUGUGUUGACUGAAGGUUUGUGUUGAGCGACAAAUCUGUACGUGUAUGUACAACCGGCAACUAGCGUCAGCUCAUUGUAUGAACAUCUGUUCGCGGAAAUAUUUUACACCGGUAACGUUACCAAGCGGCAUGGACGAUUUAGACUAAGGUGUUAGAAGACGACAAAAUUGUACCGUUUUUUAUGAGCAUAUUCAGGUCCAUGUCACAGUAAGACAAUUCAAAGGGGGCUUCAUUGUUCUAGAUCGGACACAAUUUUGACGGUGCCAUGAAAUAAGCACGUUCAAAACGUUGUGCUAUGAUAGCUACUGUCGUCGCUGUCAAGUAUACAUGUAGGACGGAAGAGUACAUGGACUUGAGAUUGCAAGGCUCAUAAGAAAUACCUGCGUCAAGUAUGCCGGAGAGAAGUACCCUCGGCACUCGGUUUCCGACGGUGAGCGGGAGCGGGGGGUCGCCGGUGUCGUCUACGGGCGGGGAGGCACGUCUGCCCGCUUGUGUGGCCACGGUGCCCUCGGGUCUAACGGAGUCGUACCCUCAUUCGAAAAGAGUUGGAUCGUACCUGAUCGGCAGAACUCUAGGGGAAGGUUCAUUUGCCAAGGUGAGGGAAGGACUACAUGCCGUCACCGGAGAAAAGGUGGCUAUCAAGGUGAUUGACAAAAAGACCGCACGAGAAGACGCCUACAUCUCCCGGAACCUGCGGAGGGAGGGGCGACUCAUGCAGCUUCUCCGCCAUCCUAACAUCGUACAGCUUCUUGAGAUCCUGGAGACGGAGAACUCGUACUACCUGGUGCUGGAGCUGUGUGAGGGAGGGGACCUGAUGGAGCACAUCUGUAAGAAACACCGGCUGGAGGAGGCGGAGGCCAGGCGGUACCUGCGGCAGGUGGUGUCAGCUGUACAGCACCUGCACGAUGCGGGGAUCAUACACAGGGACUUGAAGGUGGAGAAUCUCCUGUUGGACGAAAACAUGAACGUCAAACUCAUCGAUUUCGGGCUGAGUAACUCGUUCCGGUCCCCGGGCGGUGGUGAGGGCAGCACAGCCGCAGAGUUCUGUGUGACGCAGUGCGGCAGUCCUGCCUACGCCGCGCCCGAGCUGCUCGGCCACAAGCGGUACGGACCCAAGGUGGACGUCUGGAGCAUAGGAGUGAACAUGUACGCCAUGCUGACGGGGAACCUGCCGUUCACCGUGGAUCCCUUUAACAUCAAGGCGCUGCACAGGAAGAUGCUGACGGGCGAGAUGAACCCGCUUCCCGGUGGUCUCUCCUUAGGUUGCCGUGAGCUGCUCCGGCUCCUACUGACGGCCGACCCUGACAGACGUCCAUCACUCAAGCAGGUGUGCAGGAACAGGUGGCUCAACGAGGGACACAAGGGGACCCUUCCCGUCAUGCCCUUUCCUAACCGGGUCAAUCCUGAUGACCUCGACUCAAGGAUCCUGAAUCACAUGCGUGACACCCUGAAGCUCUCAGUAUCGGACACCGUCCACAUGAUUGUGGGGAACAAGGCGCACCAGAACAGCGCCAUCUACCACCUGCUGCAGACACGGCUGGAGCGGUACAGCUCACAGGUCAAGGUUACAAUGAAGAAGCUGGAGGUGGCUGAGAAUGUUUUGCUGAAGCGCCGCCUGUCGGCCGCCCACAAACCUGCAGACGAUGCUGUACCAGAGGCUGGCGAUGGUGGCUCUUCUGGUGAGGUCAAGCCACAGCCCAAGCAGGUUAAAGGUGAAAGGCCAUUUCAUCCUGCUGGCUCACCCAGUCAUGCAAGACAUCGGGUCAUAGUUCACACAGGAGGACCAACCAACAAAGUCUCGCUGCCAUACAUGAACUCCAUCAGGAGGGGCCCAGGUGGCAGGGUAGAAGCCAGAAUCCUGCGCAGACAUGUCAGACAGGUUCACAGGGAGAGGAAGGCCCAGGCUCAGGCCAUCGGCCAAUCACAUCAGACACCUCAUCCAAGCAACCAACCACAGCCAAGCUCAAGAUAUCAACCAGAGUUGGUGAAAAAAUCUACCAAUCCUUCUGAACCCACUCACUCUGACCAAUCACAAGCAACUUCUGGUGGGAAUGACCAGUCAGGGGUGGCAGACAGCAGUCAAGCAGAUGAGAGGAGGCCAAAGUCAGGAAAAGUCAUCAAGAAAAGGCCAGCUUCUUGGAUUGGUCACAACAGACAUUUUGUGGUCCAUGUGAAAGCACCUCCUGAGAGGUUACAUGAAGACCAUAGAGUGACAGCGCCUGAUCCCAAACCCAUCGACCUACUGGCACUGACCUCUGAUGACCCUCCUGCCAUCAUCACCAUGGCGAGGAGUGAGACACGCCCCGGGAGCAGCUCACCCAUGAAGGAGGGGGAGGCAGGGUCUGAUGGGGAGGACUCCAGCAUGCCUAGUGUAGGAGAGAGCAUCAGUAGUGGUGCUUCUGAGGAAGGAUCCCCCCAGCCAAGAAAUGGUUCCACCUCUCCCAAGGGGGAACCCCAGCAGAACUUGGACUAUUCCACUUCCAAAACAGAGGAACCAAAGAAGAGUUUGGACUGCUCCACUGCCCAUGAAGAGGACACCAAACAGAAUUCAGCUUCUCCCACUUUUGCUAAGACAGUUCAGGUAGAGACCGUUGACAGUUUCACAUCAGCUAAUGAGUACACACAGCAGGAUUCCGUCAAGGAGGGUGAAAAAUUCAAGUUCUUUGACGACCUCCGAAAGAAAUCCGUUGAACACGAAGUAGGAAUGACUGAACCACUAGAUGUGAAGUUCCCUCAACAAGACAUUUCAAGUGCUGUACAGAAGAAGUUUUCCCUUGACAGCCACGACACACUGAAUGUACCAAGAACCUCAGCUUUAAGGAGAGCUUCCCUGGACCUGAGAAAACCCAAUGAUCAGAAGGCAAUGGACUUUCUCAAGCUUGGCCGAGAUGGCUCUCAAACUCCAACCCAAGCCAGGAGACGGUCGGUGGACAAUGUCUACCAGCGGCGGAACUCCUACCAGGAGACCCUGACAGCCCUGAGACACAGCAACAAGAGAAACAGCAUCCAGGAACAUGUGCUGCCUGGUCUGAAACCUGCUGGAUCUGUCCUUACAAGCCUGAGGGAGAACUCAGCUAAGCUCUCUGCUACUGUCCGACAUACCAUACCACAGUCUAGUUCAAAAGAGAAUGGGGAACCCUAUAGUCCUGCUACCACCCCGAACCCUUGUCCUAGCCCUGUGACAACACCACCCCCUCUCCCUGCUGUUGAGUUCCCCAUUGUGAAAAAGACGGGGGAUAUGGAAAAAACAACAGCACGAACAAUUAAGCGGGAACCCCUCUCACCACAAGCAGCGGACGUGAAAAACUGUCUGACCAACACAAGAACUAUUGCCCUGGCAGAAAGCUCCAAAGAGAAGAUGUUAAAAAGGCUGCGUGUGGUUUUGCAAGAAGUCAGAGUAGACGAAGUGGAACACAGGAUAUCUGGCACUAUUGUGUGCAAGUGGGAGGGAGUAGUGUUUUCAGUUCAAGUGUCCAUGGGGGUGGACUGUGGGGAGGGGGUACUGGUAAGCUUCUACAGGCUGUCUGGAGGGGAUAACCAGAAGUUUUCUCAGCUGUGUGACAGACUGGAGGAAAAGCUGUUGUAGUUUUUGUUAUCUGAAAUACACCACCUGUCUGCUGAACUGUGCCAAAGUUUUACGGAAUUAAGCUUUACUUUGUCAAGAUGAAAUAUAGUGUAUGUAUGGAAACGUGCUAUAAGCCAGAAAUUCCCUAUUGCCCAUUCCUGUGUGUUGCAGUAUAAAAGUGACAAUGGAAACAUGCAGCAAUGCUGUCCACCUUAGCAGUGUCAUGAGGACUACAAUAAGCAGAAUAUAAAGCUAGAGAAUGCACUUCCACAGGUGCCAUUUACAUUGUAUUUAGAAUUGAACAGAAAAAGUUGUUGGUACAUGUUGUACAAUGCCAAAUCUUGAAAGGAAUAUUGUUGCAUUUAGACAAUUAUAAAGAUGAUGUUUAUUUUUUAAAGAGCGUCAUGACUCAAAACAAACAUAUGCAUUCAGUGCCCAAACCCCCAUACUUGUUGCCGUGAUUGGUAAGUGGUCUUAAACAACCCAAGGAUUUGUGCUUGACAAACAUCUAUGUAAUCAGUGGUAGAUUCUUCCUUAUUUACAUCCUAUCAGAUGACCAUUCUGUUUGUCCUCGAUCAAUUGACUCGACCAUGUUCAUGUCAGAUUAUACUGGAUACUACAUUUUUUGUAACUUGCAAAUCAACAACUUUUAAAGCCUUUCAUUCCUCUAUAGAAGCUGACCAGAAAUAACUGUAAAAUAUUUGUAUAUCUAGCUAUAUGUUGUGAAUUUUAUUUUAAGCAAUCCAUGUUCAAGGGGAAUACUGCAAUGUCCACUUGCUUGCCUCUCCAAAACCACUAUAAUCUCAUGGCAAAAUUGAAUUGAUUGCUAUAUCAAUGUAUAAACUUUAUACCAACUUAUUAGUCUUACCGCCCCUACGGCUUCCUGAGCUACAGGACUGAUGGAUGGAUGAAUGGAUGACUUUAGCAAAUCACUUUCUGCUACAGUGGAGUGUAUGUUGAUUUUGUUCAAAAUAAAGAUUGAUGCAUGAACAUCAAUGCUAGUGCUUUUUAUGCACAUACAAGAGCCAGGGGAGGGUAAUCCUUUCUUCCUGUCACUAAAGCAUCUUAAACAUUAAGGAGUCAUGUUUCAGUAAAAAAAAGUUACAACCACUUUGCAGUUUAUGUUUUUAUUAUAGCUACGAACAUAAAAGUCCUUGCACAAUGCUAUUACAAUGCUAAUUUAAUAAAAUAGUUACAUGUGCACUGUUAUCUAGAGAAACCCUGCCACCCCCAUGAGGUGAUAUGAUGGAAUCUUCUGAAAGCUGUGGGUCAUGUUGACGCCACCAUUUAUAUCUGAUAGGGGUGGACAAAGUGUUUUGUGUGGAUAAUGGUUAAUUGCACCACUUUACAGCAGGCCCUCCAUGGAGGCUCUAACAGCUACGAAAGCUUGGUUUACAGCAGAAUUAUACAACAUAUAAUACUGGUAGCCAGUUUGUAAACAUCUCUUCGGCUGUACUAUGGCACAGUGAAUGAAUAAUCAAGCCUACAACAUACUGGUACAACUAGUCCUUUUACUAUACACCAAUCCUUCAUGCGGUUGGUCCUGUCGCAAAAUAUUUUCCCUGUGACAUACACAAUGUUAUGAUAAUCUUUCCUUUCCUUAUACAAAUCCCGGUUAUAAAGGUUACAUAUUCUAUGUUAUACAUACACUAAUUCUUUAAGCCAUACUACAAAUGCUUUCCAUUCAACAGAAUACAAGUGGUUUUGACAGGACCAGUCCAGGAAAUCAAGAAA
This is a messenger RNA of Branchiostoma floridae (Florida lancelet), 5881 nucleotides long. Its product is annotated as serine/threonine-protein kinase par-1-like. Gene Ontology annotation, molecular function: protein serine/threonine kinase activity; ATP binding. Gene Ontology annotation, cellular component: cytoplasm. The coding region runs from base 974 to 4168 and encodes 1064 amino acids. NCBI's taxonomy places the organism in Eukaryota, Metazoa, Chordata, Leptocardii, Amphioxiformes, Branchiostomatidae. Gene Ontology annotation, biological process: intracellular signal transduction; protein phosphorylation. The transcript is spliced from 13 exons. The record is from RefSeq and is a predicted model, not a curated record.